Molecule: messenger RNA, 371 nt
Organism: Hyaloscypha bicolor E
Lineage: Eukaryota; Fungi; Ascomycota; Leotiomycetes; Helotiales; Hyaloscyphaceae
Exons: 1
Coding region: 67-270 (67 amino acids)
Source: RefSeq, a predicted model, not a curated record
AAAGACUUGAGGCUUUUGAUGGUUCGACAAGGUCGACCGGGUCCCCAGAGGAUAUGCAGCCACCCGAUGCGCGACCUGUUCGCAUGGAGAGUCAGAAUCAGUUCAUGCCGUCACGGUCACGCCCGAAAGAGAGAGCCGGUGACAUUCGUCAAAGGACUAGGACCGUGGAGGGUGUGCAGUCAACAGGCAGCUGCACGCAUGCUUGCUUGCCGUGAAGUAGGACCUGGGGUGGUGGGUGCUGCUCCAAAGCAAGAUCUUGCGUGCAAAUGACUUUUGUGGACUGGGAUGCAAGGGAGGAUGAAUGAUAAUGGGAAGGGGUUGUGCGCACAUACGAUGGUGGGGUCGAAAGCUCUGCAACUUUUCAGUAGUGC